UGUCCUUUCGUAGAGAUGGUUCUGAUAAAAUUAAACAAAAAGGAAAAUUAAACAAGAAAAUCGUUCUCGUAUCGUAUUCGUAGACAACAAAAGGAGUGAUCCAAGAAAGAAGAAUAAAAAUAGAAAACCAAAAAUCUCAUUUGGCCUCCUUUGUCUUCUGAUCUAUUACUUUCAAUUUUGGUCCAAAAGGAAAGAAACAAUGUCUCAAGGAACUCUCGAAGUCCUUCUUGUUGGUGCUAAGGGUCUUGAAAACACUGAUUUUCUCAAUAACAUGGACCCUUAUGUCAUCCUCACUUGCCGUAGUCAGGAGCAAAAGAGCAGUGUUGCUUCAGGGAAAGGGUGCGAACCAGAGUGGAACGAGAAUUUCAUUUUUACCAUAACAGAGGGUGUCACAGAACUUGCCUUGAAAAUCAUGGACAGUGAUGCUGGUUCUCAGGAUGAUUUUGUUGGAGAAGCCACCAUCCCACUUGAACCACUGUUUCUGGAAGGCAGCGUACCAUCAACAGCGUACAAUGUAGUCAAAGAUGAAGAAUACAAGGGAGAGAUUAGAGUUGCCCUCACCUGCAAACCAGAGGAUCGCCGGAGUCGUGGUUUCCAGGCGGAGGAGGAAAGCUGUGGAGGAUGGAAACAGUCUGAAGCAUCUUAUUAAGUACCUUGCUCUUGGGAAUGGCAAUAAAUAGGCACUUUUGCCCAUUGAUUCUCUGGUUUAAAUGUCGUGUUUUUGAGAACAUAUUUUGAGGUUCCCAUUGUCAUUGUGGCUUGAGAAGCUUUUGAUAUUGUAGAAGAUUUGGAUUUCUGUCUGGCUCUAGUAUAAUCAAUUUCCCAUUUGCCCCUUUGCAAUUCAAGAUUAAUAUAGAACUGUUGCAUCUGA
Ricinus communis (castor bean) is the source of this 871-nucleotide messenger RNA. Its product is annotated as elicitor-responsive protein 3. The transcript is spliced from 5 exons. Bases 200 to 649 code for a protein of 149 amino acids. NCBI's taxonomy places the organism in Eukaryota, Viridiplantae, Streptophyta, Magnoliopsida, Malpighiales, Euphorbiaceae. The record is from RefSeq and is a predicted model, not a curated record.